This is a messenger RNA of Condylura cristata (star-nosed mole), 2789 nucleotides long. It is a transcript of the gene ZC3H7B, whose product is annotated as zinc finger CCCH-type containing 7B. Gene Ontology annotation, molecular function: miRNA binding; protein binding; metal ion binding. Gene Ontology annotation, biological process: miRNA processing. The record is from RefSeq and is a predicted model, not a curated record. The coding region runs from base 9 to 2789 and encodes 926 amino acids. NCBI's taxonomy places the organism in Eukaryota, Metazoa, Chordata, Mammalia, Eulipotyphla, Talpidae. The transcript is spliced from 22 exons.
AGAGACUGAUGGAGAGGCAGAGACGGAAGGCGGACAUUGAGAAGGGGCUGCAGUUCAUCCAGUCGACACUACCCCUAAAGCAAGAAGAAUAUGAGGCCUUUCUGCUCAAGCUGGUCCAGAACCUGUUUGCUGAGGGCAAUGACCUGUUCCGGGAGAAGGACUACAAGCAGGCGCUGGUGCAGUACAUGGAGGGGCUGAACGUGGCCGACUACGCCGCCUCCGACCAGGUGGCCCUGCCCCGGGAGCUGCUGUGCAAGCUGCACGUCAACAGGGCGGCCUGCUACUUCACCAUGGGCCUGUACGAGAAGGCGCUCGAGGACAGCGAGAAGGCGCUGGGCCUGGAUGGGGAGAACAUCCGGGCCCUGUUCCGCAAGGCACGUGCCCUCACGGAGCUGGGGCGCCACAAGGAGGCCUACGAGUGCAGCAGCCGGUGCUCCCUCGCCCUGCCCCACGACGAGAGCGUGACUCAGCUCGGCCAGGAGCUGGCUCAGAAGCUUGGGCUGCGCGUCCGGAAGGCGUAUAAGAGACCCCAGGAAUUGGAAACCUUUUCUCUGCUCAGCAAUGGCACCGUGGCUGGCGUGGCGGACCAGGGAACUUCCAAUGGGUUGGGGUCCAUAGAUGACAUCGAAACAGACUGCUACGUGGACCUGCGGGCAUCCACGGUCCCCCUCUCCACCACGAUGCCCCUGUUCCCUCACGUUCUGGACCUGCUGGCCCCCCUGGACAGCAGCAGCAGGGCCCUCCCCGGCACCGAGAGCCUGGACGACUUCUCUGACGGGGACGUCUUCGGUCCGGAGCUGGACACCCUCCUGGACUCACUGUCUCUGGUCCAGGGCGGCCUCCCUGGCAGUGGUGUGCCCAGCGAGCUGCCCCAGCUGAUCCCCGUGUUCCCCGGCGGGGCCCCGCUGCUGCCACCAGUAGUGGGUGGCUCCAUCCCCGUCUCCAGCCCGCUGCCCCCCGCCUCCUUCGGCCUCGUCAUGGACCCCUCCAAGAAGCUAACUGCCUCUGUUCUGGAUGCCCUUGACCCCCCGGGCUCGGCCCUGGACGCCCUGGACCUGCUGCCCUACUCGGAGACUCGGCUGGACGCCCUCGACAGCUUCGGCUCGACCCGAGGCUCUCUGGACAAGCCCGACUCCUUCAUGGAGGACACGAACUCACAGGACCAUCGUCCCCCAAGCGGCGCUCAGAAACCAGCCCCCUCGCCAGAGCCCUCCAUGCCCAACACCGCCUUGCUCAUCAAGAACCCCCUAGCUGCCACCCACGAGUUCAAGCAGGCCUGCCAGCUCUGCUACCCCAAAACAGGCCCCAGGGCUGGCGACUACACCCACCGGGAGGGCCUGGAGCACAAGUGCAAGCGGGACACCCUGCUGGGCCGGCUCCGGGGCGCCGAGGACCAGGCCUGGAAGCGCAUCCGGCCCCGGCCCACCAAGACCAGCUUCGUGGGCUCCUACUACCUGUGCAAAGACAUGAUUAACAAGCAGGACUGUAAGUACGGGGAUAACUGCACCUUCGCCUACCAUCAGGAGGAGAUCGACGUGUGGACCGAGGAGCGCAAGGGCACCCUCAACCGCGACCUGCUCUUCGACCCGCUGGGGGGCGUCAAGCGGGGCAGCCUCACCAUCGCCAAGCUCCUCAAGGAGCACCAGGGCGUCUUCACCUUCCUCUGCGAGAUCUGCUUUGACAGUAAGCCCCGGAUCAUCAGCAAAGGCACCAAGGACUCGCCGUCUGUCUGCUCCAACCUGGCUGCCAAGCACAGCUUCUACAACAACAAGUGCCUGGUGCACAUCGUCCGGUCCACCUCCCUCAAGUACUCCAAGAUCCGCCAGUUCCAGGAGCACUUCCAGUUCGACGUGUGCCGCCACGAGGUCCGCUACGGCUGCCUGCGCGAGGACAGCUGCCACUUCGCUCACAGCUUCAUCGAGCUCAAAGUCUGGCUGCUGCAGCAGUACUCGGGCAUGACCCACGAAGACAUCGUCCAGGAAUCCAAGAAAUACUGGCAGCAGAUGGAGGCCCACGCGGGAAAGGCCAGCAGCAGCUUGGGCGCCCCCCGGACGCACGGGCCCAACACCUUUGACCUGCAGAUGAAGUUCGUGUGUGGCCAGUGCUGGAGGAAUGGGCAGGUGGUGGAGCCUGACAAGGAUCUCAAGUACUGCAGUGCCAAGGCCCGGCACUGCUGGACCAAGGAGCGGCGGGUCCUCCUGGUGAUGUCCAAGGCCAAGAGGAAGUGGGUGUCGGUGAGGCCGCUGCCGUCCAUUCGAAACUUUCCUCAGCAGUACGAUCUCUGCAUCCACGCACAGAACGGCCGCAAGUGUCAGUACGUGGGGAACUGCUCCUUCGCGCACAGCCCCGAGGAGCGCGACAUGUGGACCUUCAUGAAGGAGAACAAGAUCCUGGACAUGCAGCAGACCUACGACAUGUGGCUGAAGAAGCACAACCCAGGGAAGCCCGGGGAAGGGACGCCCAUCGGCUCGCGGGAGGGUGAGAAGCAGAUCCAGAUGCCCACGGACUACGCCGACGUCAUGAUGGGCUACCACUGCUGGCUGUGCGGCAAGAACAGCAACAGCAAGAAGCAGUGGCAGCAGCACAUCCAGUCGGAGAAGCACAAGGAGAAGGUCUUCACGUCGGACAGCGACGCCAGCGGCUGGGCCUACCGCUUCCCCAUGGGAGAGUUCCGGCUGUGCGACAGCCUCAAGGCUUGGGCCUGGGCCUUAGAGCCCAGCAAGUGUCAGCGAGGCUUCCAAGGACCCUCACACAGGAAGCAGACCAACAGGCGAAGUCCCUUUGGGUGA